This is a messenger RNA of Psylliodes chrysocephalus, 1517 nucleotides long. The record is from the annotation of a GenBank genome assembly. NCBI's taxonomy places the organism in Eukaryota, Metazoa, Arthropoda, Insecta, Coleoptera, Chrysomelidae.
GCAUCUUAGAAAGUGACAAAAGUUAUUUUGAAAAAUUAUUGUAGAAAAAGAAUAUUUAUGUUCAAACACACUGUAUAUCAUUCAAAUAUUAAUGUUGUGGCCACUCAACCACAUCGUUGCUUAGCAACAUAAAUGAAAGACAUCAAAUGUAAACAUACACCAUUUUGUAAUAUAAAAUAUACAAGACUUUAAGCAAUAAAAGAAUGGCACCAACAGAUGAUAUCUUAUUAACAGAGACCAAGAAUACAAUAAUAUUCAAUGCAUCUAAGCAAGAACUUUUUAAAUUAAAUGAGAAUUACAAAAUUUUCCAACGCAAAUUGAAACUGCAAUCCAAAUUUUUUAUAAAUAAGGAAGAGAUAUCAACAAGAAUACUUCAAAACUGUACAAUUUUUAUACUAGCAGGACCGCAGUUAUCUUUUGAAGAAAGCGAAAUAAAUUCAAUGAAAAAUUAUGUGGAAAGUGGCGGUAGAAUCUUAAUUCUUUUAUCUGAAGGAAAUUCAAAUGAGAGCUGUAACAUUAACAUUUUACUGGAGCAUUUUGGAAUAAUUCCAAACCUAGAUUGUCUAAUCAGAACACAUUACUACAAAUAUUUUCAUCCAAAAGAAUGUUAUGUCAGUGAUGGCCAAAUAAAUCCAGUGUUAAACAAAGAAAAGCUUGACAUUAAAUUCGUUUAUCCAUUUGGUUGUUCUUUAAGCGUAAGUAAACCCAGUGUAGCAGCUUUUACUAGUGGUUUAGCUUCAUUUCCAGUUGACAGGCCAGUAGGUGCUCUUUAUUUCAAUGAAAAAUCAGGAGGGAAACUAAUAGCUGUUGGGUCUGGUCACAUGUUUUCAGACAAAUAUAUCGAUCAAGAUAAUAACGAUAAAUUAAGGGAAAUGUGUAUAGACUUUUUAAUAAGCCAAGAAAAGGUUUACUUUCCACCAACUGAUCAUGAUGAUAUAGAUCUAAUGGAUCAUCAUAUUGUUCCUGAAACUGCAGCCUUAGCGGAAAAGCCAAAACUUUGUUUGAGUGACGCCAUAGGUCACACAACUUGCGUAGAUUAUACGAAAUUAUUUGAUCAGAAGAUGUACUCAAUGAACACAAAUCUUGUUCCAGAAGCUAUACGUGUAUAUGAAACGUUGGGUGUAAAGCAUGAACCUUUACGAAUUAUUACACCAAAAUUUGAAGCACCCUAUCCUCCUUUACAACCUGCUGUUUUUCCUCCGUCUUUUAGAGAUUUGUCUCCACCGCCUUUGGAACUUUUUGAUUUAGACGAUGCUUUCAGCUCAGUUUUUACUAAUUUGGCUCAAUUUUCGAACAAGUUCAUGAUGAAUGAAAGUAACGAUGAAGAAACUUUGGAAUUAUACAUAUUGGAAUGCUCUAAAAUUUUAAAUAUUGAGGACAUCGAUAACGCUAAAGACAUACUUCACAAAAUUGGCAAUGAAAUAUCGACUUUUAAGAGUAUUGAAACUAUUAAAUAGAUUAGUAUUUGUAUUAGAUUUAAAAAAUCUUAUUGUUAAUUAUUAUAUUUUAAUGUUAGU